AUGGAGCAAUGCAAGCCAAAGGGUCAACUUCUUGGCGCCGUCAAUGGCGCGGACGCGAUCGGCUCCAUCAGCCUCACCCAGUGCUCCAGGAUCGCGAUGGGAAGCUGCCAGCAGGCGGCCGGCGACACCGCGCCCUGCCAGGACGCCGGCGCGAAGGGGUUCGGCAGCUGCAGCGCAGAGAAAUUCCAGGCCGUGUUCCACAAGAAGGCCGGCGGCUUGUGCCAGCAGUGGGCGCGGUCGGUCACGGACGUCGACCCCGACUCCGGAAAGUGGGCCCCCGCGGGCGGCCGCCGCCUGCUGUAG
Messenger RNA from Monoraphidium neglectum, 303 nucleotides. RefSeq lists its product as hypothetical. NCBI's taxonomy places the organism in Eukaryota, Viridiplantae, Chlorophyta, Chlorophyceae, Sphaeropleales, Selenastraceae. The transcript has a single exon. The coding region runs from base 1 to 303 and encodes 100 amino acids. The record is from RefSeq and is a predicted model, not a curated record.